GAGUGGGAGGACCAGCGAGGACCAUUCUCUCGGAGUCCCUGGCAUCCCCAGAAGCUUCAACUCUGGAGGCGAUGGGUCGAAAGGAAGAAGAUGACUGCAGUUCCUGGAAGAAACAGACCACCAACAUCCGGAAAACCUUCAUCUUCAUGGAAGUGCUGGGCUCAGGAGCUUUCUCGGAAGUCUUCCUGGUGAAACAAAGGGUAACUGGGAAGCUCUUUGCCCUGAAGUGCAUCAAAAAGUCACCUGCCUUCCGGGACAGCAGCCUGGAGAAUGAGAUCGCUGUGCUGAAAAAGAUCAAGCAUGAGAACAUUGUGACCCUGGAGGACAUCUAUGAGAGCACCACUCACUACUACCUGGUCAUGCAGCUUGUUUCUGGUGGGGAGCUCUUUGACCGGAUUCUGGAACGGGGUGUCUACACAGAGAAGGAUGCCAGCCUGGUGAUCCAGCAGGUGUUGUCAGCUGUGAAAUACCUCCACGAGAAUGGCAUCGUCCACAGAGACUUAAAGCCUGAAAAUCUCCUAUACCUCACCCCCGAGGAGAAUUCUAAGAUCAUGAUCACAGACUUUGGUCUCUCCAAGAUGGAGCAGAGUGGUGUCAUGUCCACUGCCUGCGGGACCCCAGGCUAUGUGGCUCCAGAAGUGCUAGCCCAGAAACCCUACAGCAAGGCUGUGGACUGCUGGUCCAUCGGCGUCAUCACUUACAUAUUGCUGUGCGGGUACCCCCCCUUCUACGAGGAAACUGAGUCUAAGCUGUUUGAGAAGAUCAAGGAAGGCUACUAUGAGUUUGAAUCUCCAUUCUGGGAUGACAUUUCUGAGUCAGCCAAGGAUUUUAUUUGCCACUUGCUGGAGAAGGACCCGAAUGAGCGGUACACCUGUGAGAAGGCCUUGAGGCACCCCUGGAUUAACGGAAAUACAGCCCUGCACCGGGACAUCUACCCAUCAGUCAGCCUCCAGAUCCAGAAGAACUUCGCCAAGAGCAAGUGGAGGCAAGCCUUCAAUGCAGCGGCCGUGGUCCACCACAUGCGGAAGCUGCACAUGAACCUGCACAGCCCGGGGGUCCGGCCGGAGGUGGAGAACAGGCCGCCCGUCCCUGCAGCCUCGAGACCCACCUCCCCGGAGAUCACCAUCUCUGAGACUCCCGCCAUCCCGGGCCCGAGCACGGCGGCCUCCGUGCCGACCCGGCUGCCCUGCCGGCACGGCCCCCAGCCUGCGGCCCCCGGGGGCAGGUCCCUCAACUGCCUGGUCAACGGGUCCCUCCGCAUCAGCAGCAGCUUGGUGCCCAUGCAGCAGGGGCCCCUGGCCGUCGGGCCCUGCGGCUGCUGCUCCAGCUGCACGAACGUCGGGACCAAAGUGAACGCGUCCUACUGCUCCGAGCCCACGCUCCUCAAAAAGGCCAACAAAAAACAGAACUUCAAAUCGGAAGUGAUGGUGCCAGUGAAAGCCGGCGGCAGCUCCCACUGCCGGGUGGGGCAGACUGGAGUCUGUCUCAUCAUGUGAUCCCUGGGGCCCGUGUCUGUCUCACUACAAUUUUCAGGAGAGAUACACAACUCUUCUCCGCCCUUCCAGACCUGGAGUCUACCCUGAGGUGGGAGGGAGGGACAGCAAGCAGACCAAGACCUGAUCGGAUGCAGCAGCCGGCUGCCGCCCAGGGCAGAGCCUCCCUGAAGGCCCGGGAGUGAGCCCCGGGCGCAGUGGAGCUUCGGGAAGCCGCGGGCAGGAGGAGCGUCAUCCUCGCGGGCCUGCCUGCUCCGUGCCCCCCACCCCGACACGCCCGCCCGCCGGGGUGGCUCUGUGCAGGGCGCGUAGACAGCUCGUGCCCAGGUCUGUGUCGUCGUGAAAAGCUUAAUGGGCUGGCCCAUCUGUGUUGCCAUCUCCGAACAAAGCCAUAUGGAGCAGCUACCCAGCCUCCCCACUCAGCACACACUCGCUCCUGCCUCUCCUUGACGGAGGGGCCUGCCCUUCUGCAUGAGUGACAGGCAGCAUCGCGGUCUGCCUGUGAGCUCUCGGAGUUCACCUCCCAACUCCCUAACUCCAGGAUGGCUCCCAACCCUCUGCACUUCUGAUCCACCUAUGCCUCCACCCCUGUC
Molecule: messenger RNA, 2086 nt
Organism: Dama dama (fallow deer)
Lineage: Eukaryota; Metazoa; Chordata; Mammalia; Artiodactyla; Cervidae
Gene: CAMK1G
Product: calcium/calmodulin dependent protein kinase IG
Exons: 13
Coding region: 72-1496 (474 amino acids)
Biological process (GO): peptidyl-serine phosphorylation
Cellular component (GO): intracellular anatomical structure
Molecular function (GO): ATP binding; calcium/calmodulin-dependent protein kinase activity; calmodulin binding
Source: RefSeq, a predicted model, not a curated record